Molecule: messenger RNA, 1452 nt
Organism: Prunus armeniaca (apricot)
Lineage: Eukaryota; Viridiplantae; Streptophyta; Magnoliopsida; Rosales; Rosaceae
Source: the annotation of a GenBank genome assembly
AUGACACAAAACAAGGAACACAUAGUUAUGUUCCCAUUCAUGGCACAAGGCCACAUAAUUCCAUUCUUGGCUUUGGCCCAACUACUAGAGAAGAAAAAGGGUUGCACCAUAACCAUCAUCAACACCCCACUCAACAUCAAGAAGCUCAGCUCCUCUUUUCCUCCAAGCUCCUCCAUUCGCCUCCUUGAAAUCCCUUUCAAAAGCUCCGACCACGGCCUCCCUCCUGACGCCGAAAACACGAAUGCCUUAACCCCCAAUCUCUUCUUCAAAUUCUUUCAAGCUUCCUUGUCCCUCAAACCCUCUUUCAAACAUCUCAUGCACAAUCUUGUUCAUGAAACAAAUGGACAACAUGGACGACCGGCUUGCAUGAUCACCGACAUCUUCUUUGGCUGGACUACAGAGAUAGCUCAUGAGCUUGGCAUGCGCCAUGCUGUGUUUUCUAUAGUUGGAGCGUUUGGCAUGGCGUGCUAUUACUCAUCAUGCUUGCAUUUACCUCAUCUGAAAGCAAAAUCUGAUGAAACUGAAUUCACACUACCCGAUUUUCCAGAAGCUAAUAAAUGCCAUUCCUCCCAGCUCUCAGAAAGUCUUAGAGCCAGCAAUGGCACUGACCCCUUUGCAUUGUACUUGAAAAAAGUAUUUACUGAGGCCAUGAAAACCAACGGGCUUAUAAUCAACACAGUGGAGGAGCUUGACAGAAUUGGAACAAUGUACUUCAGGAAGACCUUAAACAUGCCAGUUUGGGCUGUAGGGCCACUUCUUCUACCAUCAGAAAAUGGAACUAACAGAGCUGGAAAAGAAGCUAAACUCACACCAGAGGCAUGCAAAAACUGGCUUGAUGCGAAAACACCCAAUUCAGUUUUGUACAUAUCAUUUGGUUCUCAGAAUUCAUUAUCCAAGUCUCAGAUGAUGCAGUUGGCAAUGGCAUUGGAGGCUAGUAGCAAAAAUUUCAUUUGGGUUGUUAGGCCACCAUUGGAAUAUGAUAUAGAUUCAGAGUUCAAGGAGGAUGAAUGCUUGCCAGAAGGGUUCGUGCAUAGGAUUAAAACUCAAAACAAAGGGUUAAUUGUGGAACAAUGGGCACCUCAACUUGAAAUUCUGUCUCAUAAAGCAACCUCUGCUUUUAUGAGCCAGUGUGGGUGGAAUUCAGUGAUGGAGUCCCUCAUCCAUGGGGUGCCUUUAAUUGGGUGGCCUAUGGCUUCUGAACAGUCUUUUACUGCCAAAUAUUUGGUGGAGCAGGUUGGGGUUUGUGUGGAGGUAGCAAGAGGGAGGAGCUGUGAGGUUAGGCAUGAAGAUAUAGUGGCAAAGAUGGAGUUGGUGAUGAAUGAGACAGAAAAAGGGAAUCAAAUGAGAAGAAAAGCUUGUGAGGCCAAGGAAAUUCUUAAGGAUGCCAUGAAGGAUGAAGAUGGAUACAAGGGGUCGUCUAUCAAAGCUUUGGAAGACUUUCUUACUGCUUGA